This is a messenger RNA of Ceratosolen solmsi marchali, 842 nucleotides long. RefSeq names its product histone deacetylase complex subunit SAP18 (gene Bin1). Gene Ontology annotation, biological process: negative regulation of DNA-templated transcription. Gene Ontology annotation, cellular component: nucleus. Gene Ontology annotation, molecular function: transcription factor binding; transcription corepressor activity. The transcript is spliced from 4 exons. The record is from RefSeq and is a predicted model, not a curated record. NCBI's taxonomy places the organism in Eukaryota, Metazoa, Arthropoda, Insecta, Hymenoptera, Agaonidae. The coding region runs from base 243 to 707 and encodes 154 amino acids.
AUAAAUUAUUUAUUUACUUUUGCAUGGCAUUUACAUAGUAGUGCUCUACUAUAAUUUCAGUACUAUAAAAUGCAUUGGAGUGACCAUAAACGAUUUUCAUCGUUCCAUGAAUAUUCCCCUUAAGCCAGUGCCUACACAUAGAAAAUUAUAUUACAUAUAUUAACCGGCAUAAGCGUUACUUUUUUUCGCAGGAACGAUACUUUGCAGUUUCUAAAUAGUUUAUCAAAAAAAAGAACGUAAAUAUGACAUCUGCGGUAGAAUCGAUGGUGGUGGAUGAGAAACAAAUACCUGAUAAACCAGUAGACAGAGAGAAGACGUGUCCCUUGCUUCUAAGAGUAUUUUGUAAUACUGGACGACACCAUAAUAUUGUGGAAUAUACCAGGGGGAACGUACCUUCGAACGAACUUCAAAUUUAUACUUGGAUGGAUGCAACUUUACGAGAAAUUACUGCAUUGGUUAAAGAAGUAAAUCCAGAUGCCAGAAGUAAAGGAACAUAUUUUGAAUUUUCAUUGGUUACACCUGAACAACGAACGCCUGGUUAUCGAAUGCGUGAGAUUGGGGUAACAUGUUCGGGGCAAAAAGGUGCCGAUGAUAAUAAAACCUUAGCGCAGGCAAGGUUCAUAAUAGGAGAUUACCUGGAUAUUUCAAUAACUCCGCCGAAUAGAAUGCAACCAAUUGUUAGACGUGGCAAUUUUAGACAGUAUUGACAAAGAAAUACUAAUCGUUAAUUUUUAUAAGUUUGAUGCCAAUUAAGAAUUUAUACUUCAUUUCCAUUGCACUAAGUAAUAUACUUUAUCUUAGCCCUGAUCAUUAUAAAUUUAAGUAUCGUAAUGUUAAUAUUA